Messenger RNA from Nerophis lumbriciformis (worm pipefish), 5022 nucleotides. It is a transcript of the gene gys2, whose product is annotated as glycogen synthase 2. Gene Ontology annotation, cellular component: cytoplasm. The record is from RefSeq and is a predicted model, not a curated record. Gene Ontology annotation, molecular function: alpha-1,4-glucan glucosyltransferase (UDP-glucose donor) activity. Gene Ontology annotation, biological process: glycogen biosynthetic process. Lineage: Eukaryota; Metazoa; Chordata; Actinopteri; Syngnathiformes; Syngnathidae.
UUCCACUUCAGCUUUCUCCUGAAGGACAUCUGCUCACCUAUCUAGAGAAAAUCUUGUGUCGUGGCAGCGUUUGAAGAUGCCACUGUCACGCUCACUGUCCAUGACAUCCUUAAGCGGCGUACUGCCAGCUUGGGAGGAGGAUGAGCUGCCCGUGGAAGACCUGCUGCUGUUUGAGGUGGCCUGGGAAGUCACCAAUAAAGUCGGUGGAAUCUACACUGUCAUCCAGACAAAGGCUAAGAUCACUGUGGACGAAUGGGGGGAGAACUACUUCAUGCUUGGGCCAUACUUUGAACACAAUUUUAAGACACAAGUGGAGGCCUGCAAGUCGCCAAUUCCCAGCAUCCAAAAUGCCAUGGACGCCCUGAUCCACAAUGGCUGUCAGGUUUAUUUUGGCCGCUGGCUAAUCGAGGGUAGUCCGUAUGUUAUCCUGUUUGACAUUGGCUCUGCGGCCUGGAACCUGGACCGUUGGAAGGGGGACCUGUGGGAGACCUGCAACAUUGGUCUGCCAUACCAAGACCGAGAAGCCAACGACUCACUCAUCCUCGGCUCCCUGAUUGCCUGGUUCUUUAAAGAGUUAACAGACCAGCUUGGAGACAAUCCAAAUGUCAUCGCUCACUUCCAUGAGUGGCAGGCAGGUCCAGGGCUUAUUCUCUGUCGUUCUCGUAAGAUCCCCAUGGCAACGGUUUUCACCACUCACGCAACUCUGCUGGGACGGUACCUCUGCGCUGGAAAUGUUGACUUCUACAACAACCUAGACAAGUUCAACAUUGAUAAAGAGGCUGGUGAACGACAGAUCUACCAUCGCUACUGUCUGGAGAGAGCUGCUGUCCACUGUUCUCAUGUCUUUACCACAGUCUCCCAGAUCACUGCUGUGGAGGCCAAUCACAUCCUGCACAGAAAGCCAGAUACAGUGACUCCCAAUGGGCUGAAUGUGAAAAAAUUCUCUGCCAUGCAUGAGUUCCAAAACCUGCACUCCAUCAACAAGGCUCGCAUCCAGGAGUUUGUCAGAGGACACUUCUACGGACAUCUGGACUUCAACUUAGAGAAAACCCUUUUCUUUUUCAUUGCUGGACGAUAUGAGUUCUCCAACAAGGGUGCUGAUAUUUUCCUUGAGUCGCUUUCCAGGCUGAACUACCUGCUGAGGGUCCACAGAAACGACAUAACAGUAGUAGUUUUCUUUAUUAUGCCAGCAAAAACCAACAACUUCAAUGUGGAGUCCCUGAAGGGGCAAGCUGUACGCAAACAACUCUGGGACACCGCCCACACUGUGAAGGAGAAAUUUGGGAAACGGCUGUAUGAUGCUCUAUUAAAAGGUCAGAUCCCUAAUAUGAACUCCAUUCUGGACCGAGAUGACCUUACUAUUAUGAAGAGAGCCAUUUAUGCCACUCAGAGACACAGCCUCCCUCCAGUGACAACCCACAACAUGCUGGAUGACUCAACAGAUCCCAUUCUGAGUAACAUCAGACGAAUUGGCCUCUUCAAUUCCAGGAAUGACCGCAUUAAGGUUAUCUUCCAUCCUGAGUUCUUGUCCUCCACUAGUCCCCUGUUGCCCAUGGACUAUGAGGACUUUGUCCGGGGCUGUAACCUUGGAGUAUUUCCCUCUUACUAUGAGCCUUGGGGUUACACACCAGGUGAAUGCACUGUCAUGGGCAUUCCCAGUGUGACCUCCAAUCUUUCUGGUUUUGGUUGCUUCAUGGAGGAGCAUGUAUCCGACCCUGCUGCCUAUGGUAUUUACAUUGUGGACCGGCGGUUCCGUUCUGCUGAGGAGUCCUGUAAUCAGUUGACUCAGUUCAUGUUCAGUUUCUGCCAACAGUCCCGUCGUCAGCGCAUCAUCCAACGAAACAGAGCUGAGAGAUUGUCCGACCUGUUGGACUGGAGAUACCUAGGACGGUUCUACAUACAUGCACGCCACCUUGCACUCAGCAGAGCCUUCCCUGACAAGUUCAAAGUGGACCCAAUGGCCCCUCUGACGACAGAGGGUUUCCGCUAUCCCCGACCUUACUCAGUGCCGCCCUCUCCCUCAGCUUCCGUUCACUCCACGCCCCAUCACAGUGAUGUGGAGGAUGAUGACGACAAUGAGCCCUACGAUGAAGAUGACGAGGCCGAAAGGGACCGGCUGAACAUAAAGGCUCCUUUUGUCCUGGGUGCUGCACCAGAGGGCAAAAAGAAGCAUCCAGGAGAAUCAGGAAACUUACAUGAUGCCUGACUGAUUCCUAGAAAUAGGGCUAUGCAGUGGACACACCUGACAUAAACUGAUUCCUUGGAAAUGUAACACUCAGGUAAUGUUGUAAUUGACUACAUGAGGAAUACAUAUUACAAUUAGUAAAAAAAAUUGAUCUACCAAUAUUAAAUACAGUGGAACCCAUUUAAGCCAACAUCUGUCGAAUUGACUGACUCGCAUCGACAUUAACAUUUCAUCAGCAUAUCUGAAACUAGCCAUUGCGUGCACAUUUUUGUUUUCUUCCAUUUGGACUAGCUUUGGUGAAAAAAGCUUUGCGCAUGUUUUUUUAGUAGUGUUGUUAACAUCAUCAUUAUUGCUUGCAGGUAUUUGCACAACCACAUAUCCACUUGUGCAAAUACCCGCAAGCAGUAAUGAUGAUGUUAGCAACACUUCUACACUACUGACAUGUUUUUCAUAGAAAUGGUUCCUUUGCGUCUCAAAUUCAAUGUUGAGGUUGACUAAGCCGAUAGUUUUUAGUAAUAAAAAGAUCACAGUGUACCGAGACUUAAUGUGUUGGUAGACUUAAACAGGACUGACUUAAACGGGUUCUACUGUACAUGCUAGUAGGGAUGGGUACCGAAUUCAGUACUUUUAUAGGCACCGACAUAUAUAUGUCAGUAGUACUGCAUACCGAUUCACAUAAAAUCCAAUGGUACUACAUUUCAAUACCUCAGUUGCUCAUGACGUCACGUCUGGUUGCAGACUUGCACCGGCUCAAGCACUUGGCCGGGAAACAAGCAGUCAAGCACUCAGCUGUACUGUCUCUAGUUAGUGUCACACUUGUUCCCUGUCAACAAAGCAAGAAGAAGGAGUUCAAAAGUACAUUGACAAUCCACUUUUAAAUAUGAUUUUGAUAUAUAUUGGAUUUGCCAAAGACAUGCCACUGAUUAGCAUUAGCGAUUUUACAUGGCUAUUACAAAAUGCCACAAAUUCAGUCAGUCAUUUUGAAUAUUCCACUCGUAAAUAAAUAAAUACAAAAAAAGUCUGCUAACAAUGGAGUCAAUGGGGGCUCUCUAUUGCACCCACAAAACCCUCUAAAUAACUAUCCAAAACCUGCCAACAAUACUCUAUAUACAAAUCAUGACCUGAAUAUUAACCAAAUAUUAGCAAUGUUGUUAUUUUAAGCGCUAACGCAGACAAACUAUUUUUUAGCGGCGGUUUGAUAACGUACAGCUUAGUCACCCUCUGCUGCUUUAUUGUGAGCUGGCCUCGAUGUCUUGCUGCUCCCGCAAUAUCGCGUCUCGGCUCGUCAAAGUUAUUUUAGAUUAUAAAUCAUGCCUCUCAUCUGGAUAUUAGGAGGAUUUAGCCAUGAAUCUAGAAGUUGUUAAUCUGUGACAUUCAAUUCAUACCCUGAGAUGGAGACAAACACACAACCAAAGACAGGGACACGUUCCCUUGUUAACCCUUCAUGUGCAUCAUGAUUAAUUCUGCUUUGAAACUGGAAGAUAUGGACAUCCUAUCAGUCGUCAUCGAAGUAAGAGCAGACAUUGUACAGUAAGCUAUUGUUUUAUUAUGUUUGUACUUAGCACUUAGCAAUACUGCUACAUGAUGCUUAGUGUUUCACUAGAGCUUCUAAAACUUGUAUCUCACCCUCCUUAUCGAUAGGAUCAACAAUAUAAGUUUAUGGAUCAUCAUUUUCCCCAAUUCAUCGUUUUAGGCUCUCACAAAGUCUGCAUGAUCUGCAUUGUUGGAGAUGGGGAAGGGAUCUGCGGUUCCUACCUCUUCGUCACGUGACUGGCUCGCUCAUUAUUUCUCAAAAUGGCUCGGGAAUCUCCGUGAGAUUGAUACUAUUUUGAUCAUAUCUAUUUAUCUUUCGGUGUCAUACAUCAGAUAUACAGUAUAUGAUUAUAGCUUCAGUAUAGAGACAACUUGUUUUCUACUCUACUGGUACUUUAAUUGCAUAGACUACAUACCUCCUGACUAAAGCACGAAGGGCCUGAUUUACUAAAAGUUUGCAUGUACUAAAACACAUGCAAACCUGAUCGCACACGCAAAGCUGACCUACUAACGUGUGCAAAGUGUAUUGGAUCUGUUAAGUGAGCAAAACAGGGCAUGCAAUACAUUUUGCGUCUCUAUCUUCAUUAAUAUGAAAAGUUCAUGCUGAUAUCAUUAAAACGGCCACAAUACUAGAAGGAGAAAAUGCAAAUAUAAUUAUUUAGCACACGCAGUGUGAUUUUUCAUUACUCACUGUUUUGUGAGAACUAUCUAGCGUUUAAAUUUAGCAUGUGUCAGAAGGACGUGCGAACAGACAGUUCCACACACUGCUGAAGAAUCGGUGAAUACGCUGCGGACAGACGAGAAUCCGCCAUCCUACAACAUUUUGGACGGUUGGAUAUAAAAAAUAUUAGACAUAUCCUCUAUUCAGCCACAUCAUUUUAAAAUUGUUAUAGGGGGUUCUGCAUGACUUAUGGGGCUGAUUAAAGUACAUUCAAUGAAUGUAUUUCAAUGGACUUUGGUUUCUGCUGGCGUUAUUUUUUCAUGUAUUUUUUUUUAUUCAGGAGAUAUAUUACUAUGUUAUAUUGUGCAGUGUCUUGCAUUAAACACAUCACACACAGCAGCAUGAUAACAUGAAUGUGCAGAAAAUGGUAAAAACCCUGUAUGCUUGCAAAAUCCUUAUUUAAAUAGGGCGGUCGGCACCACUUUUCAAUUGCACAGACACUGGGAGUAAAUUGCAUAGAACAUGCCCAAUCAUAGUACACGCGAUUGUAUUUUUUUCACAUUCUGUUUAGCGCGUAUUAAAAACCCUGUUUCCAUAUGAGUUGGGAAAUUGUGUUAGAUGUAAAUAUAAAUGGAAUACAAUG